GGUGUGGUUUUCUACUCCUGUCUCAUAAAGCUUGCACAGAAUUGGAAUUGCGUGAGAAAUCACUAGAACGCCGCUGACUCGUCUCUGUAAGGAUCCUGUCAGAAUGGAUAGAGACUCUAGUGGUUCUCUGUAUUUCUCUGUACUGUAUGCUCUGGUAACAGCACUGUACACGACAGCUGUGAUACUGAGGGUGGUGAGAGGGGAGUUGAAGCUGGGGCUGUGGUGCGUCUGGAGCCUGUUCUUGGUCUUCAUUGGGGAGCCUCUUUGUUUCAUCAAACUGCCUGGCUACUCUGGUUUGCUCCUACUCUCUAUCGGUUUCCUUAUCUCCAAUUCCAGACUGUGCAAGUCUGUGGAGCUGUUAUCAGUAGGUAACAGGGCAGUACUGAUUACAGGCUGUGACUCUGGGUUUGGUCAUGCCCUGGCAAAAUAUUUGGACAGGCUGGGCUUCACUGUGUUUGCCGGGGUUCUGAAUGAGCAGGGCCCGGGUUCGGUGGAGCUCAAGAGGAGUGGAUCGGAAAGACUUUCAGUCCUCCAGUUGGAUGUGACCGACACAGUACAGAUUGAGCAAGCCUACCUGGAAAUUAAAGCACGUACCAACGAAACAGGGCUCUGGGGUGUGGUGAACAAUGCAGGAAUCCUGGGUUUCAUCGCCGAUGGAGAGAUUCUACCCAUGAGUCUGUUCAAGAACUGCAUGGCGGUCAACUUCUUUGCAGCCGUGGAACUCACACAGACCUUUCUACCAUUGCUACGCCAGGCCAAGGGCAGACUGGUCAACAUCUCCAGCAUGGCAGGUCAAGUUCCUAUCCCUAGGUUUGCAGCUUACGGUGCUUCAAAAGCUGCACUUAGUAUUUUUUCUGCAGUGAUGAGACUGGAACUUUCCAAAUGGGGCGUCAAAGUUGCCACAGUCCAACCUGGUGCCUUCAAAACAAGUAUCUAUGGCACACAAGAGCAAUGGAACUACCACCAGGAACAAAUCCUCUCCCAUCUGCGCCCAAAUGUAAAAGAAGACUACGGUGAGCAGUACAUCUUAACUUUACAGAACAACCUCCCCAAGAUGAGUUCCAUCUCUUCAGAGAAUCUCCAGCCAGUGCUGGAUGACAUCCUCCACGCCCUAAUUGCACCCAACCCAGAACAUCUCUACAGCCCGGGCAGGUCCGCCUGGGUCAUCCCCUUCAUUCACAGCUUGUUACCAGUGCGUCUCUAUGACAUUAUCAUCUGCACAAUGUUUGAGUCUCACAAGCACCUCCCAGGAGGCAUCCAGGGUAAACCACGGGAGAAACAUAACAGGACGUAGCCGGUGUACAGCCAAGGAUAGGCCAGGACAAUAUGCAGCUCUUGUUUUACACAUCAACCAAAACGCAAUGUAUCUGUAAGCUGUAAAACUUUAAACUCUGUUUGAGAUGGUUUUUAACUUGUAAAUACAAACUGGAGAAGGGGAAUCCAUGUGGCACUGCAGAACCUUAUGUACAGUAUAGAGUAUAGGACAGCAAAUGUAUGUAAAGGAGGGAAUAUUGGCAGAAAGUGUUUACCCCAAACGAGUGUCAAUGUAAACGAUACAUAACUAACUCUAAUUAGCCUUACAAACUUUUACCAUAGUAAAAGCAUACCAAAGUGCAAUAAAGCACAGUGAAAGCAUGGUAAAGCAUAGGUAAGCAUUGUAAAGAAUAGUGAGGUAUGGUAAAGCAUAUUUUAAAAAAUAAAUAAAUAAUAUAAAAAAAUGGCAAACUGGGAUAAACUAUGGUAAAUCCACACUAUAAGCCCAGGGAAAGCAUGGUAAAACUGGAAAAAUACAGUGCAAAAAUAGCAUGGCAAACUUUUAUAAGAGUAUAUACAGCUACAUGGUUAAUAUACAAGUUUAAAUAACAGCUAUAUUCGGUUUCUAAUCAUGACCAGUCCUUAUUUAGUCCAUUGUGAAAAGAGGGAUGAGGUUGAUAAAGAGAAUAUUGUUUGGUGGCUGAGACAUUUAGCUAUUAAACCUCACCAAAGUCUGCACUGCGGUACUUCUUUUGUAAAGCAAAACAAUACUUCUUGCAGAACUACCAAGAAUACACAGAUAAGAAAGUAGAGACCAACCUGGAGUAGGGCACUGUUACCAAAUAUCUUUCCCCAAAAAAGGUCCUCACAGUUAAACUCUCAAAUGUACAGCAUAACACUAUCUAGCUAUCAAAAAUAAAGCAGAUCAUUUGUUGGUAACACCAAACAGCAUCAAACCACAAGAUUUCAUCUUGUGAGCUUAUUCAAUUGUGGUUUAUAGAAACAGAGACAAAAGGAAUGGCAAGUGGAUUAGGGGAAGGUUCUGAAUAGAAUACAGAAAGCUGUGACAUCAUAGCUAACAGAAUCAUUAUAGAAAUCAUACCUGCAAUUCAAUUCAUUAGGACUCACAUUUCAAGUUUUGAAAGAAACACAUGUAUUGUCCUUAAGGAAAGUUAUUUAUUCAGUUAUUAUUCAUAUGUGUCCAAUGUAGACUAAUGAAGAUUACAUAUCUUGAUAUCCCUGGAAAGAAUCUACUAUCAGUGUAGUAUGACUUGGUGGGACAUUUGUUGCCAAUUUUAACCGAAAGCAAUGUAUUCAACUUGUGGUUGUUUUAUUUCUUUUUAAAGUUCAAAUGCAUCAAAUUUGAUUCUAAAACAAACUAAGUUCUGUUUUGUUGAAAUGUUUGUUGCCUGCACUUUUGUUAUUUAAAAAAUGUAAGUGGUUUAUUAAAUUAAUUGUUAAGAAAAACAACAUUUAUGAAUGCAGCCCUCUGACAGUAGCAUACAUUAAAUCCCAGUUAGUAUUUUGUUGUUUUAUAUAGAGACAUACAGCUGAUCUUGCAGGUUCAAUGUAGGUCCUACUGCACUUGAAAUAUCAGCAUCUCACAGAUCUUUCAGUUAAACAGCUGUGCUUUAUCAAUUAAAAGGUGCUUUAUAGGCAUGACUAACAUCAGCAGUAUUACCAAAGCAUUUACAAAAUACAUUAUUAAUAAUAAUAAUAAUAAUAAUAAUAAUAAUAAUAAUAAUAAUUUAUUAUUAUGAUUAUUAUUAUUAUUAUUAUAAAAAUAUAGCAUUUAUAAACAUUAUGAACAUAUUUAAAUACAAACAGUAAAUAGAACAAGACAAAGACACUGAAUUAAACAUUGAAACACUAAAUACUAAAUAACCCCCUGUGGCAAAGUGGUGAGUGAAUACAGGUGCAUGCAGUGCAGAGUGGAUACAAAACAGACAAUGAUUUCCAGGUGCAAGGGUGUUUAUUGAUUUAUUGAUUUAUGUCCAGAGCCUUAUGGUGAACACCUGUAAAUAAUAAUGAUGGAGUGAUACAGCAACGUGCAUCAUUCGGUAUUUGUAAAUCCCCGGGUUUGACCUGUAACCAAAAGUCCAGUUUUACACACCAACACUAAACACAAAACACAAACACAGUUCCUACUGAUAGUGAAUAAGUGCAAAUGGUGUAAUACAGUUCUCCGUGAAAUGCAGGGGUGAAAGUGACGUCCGGGUUUAUGCUGGCUUUCGCUACAGCUACGGAACUUGCUACUGGUAGUCUAUUAAAAAACAGACAACAGUUAACAAACACUAACAAACACAAGACAAAACUCACAGUUUGCGAUACUGCAACACAGACUCCUUGUAGGUUUGAAACACUAACCAUUUACCAAGGAACAGAUCACUUACACUACGACCCCUCUUUAUACCCUCGCUCAUGACCACUAGGUUAACAAGCGCAUUCGCUCCUCUAAUCCUCAGAUGCCACGCCGUUUCCCGUCCGAGUCAUUGAGUUUGGGUGCCGUAGCUCUGCCCCCUUCCUAAAUGACCGACUUCCACCUACCCUAAGGAAUAAAUUGUCAUGCCAUUUAGUUAAGGGUACUCGGUUUCUUUUAUACAGUGCCCUCACAGGUUGGGAGGGAGAUCUAACACCAAGAAUCAUUUGAUCUCUGUCACCCCCCCCCCUCCCCCCUCCUGUGCAGAGUGUUUACUGUGUGUCCCUCAACCUAUGACAGGCGGCUACAUACUGGGCAGCAAGUGGGUCUGUGUGUUCCUCUCCCAGUAUGACUUCCAGUUUUUCUGGCUCCAUCAUGUGUUGGAAAUGUGGGAGAGGAGUAGUUAUCUUUUUAAAGAAUAUGUCCCUUGUUUGGGCGUAUUUAUCGCAGUGUAGGAAGUAGAAAGUGUAGAAAGUGCAUCUCUGUCUUGACCUCUCCUAUCUCACAGUGACCACAGAUCCUGUUCUCUCUGGGUAGCCAGGUUUUCUUGGGUCGGCCUUUUUCAAUGGCCAGGCUGUGGUCACUGAGCCUGUACUUGGUCAGGAUCUGCCUCUACCUUGUAUCUUUUACAGUGAAGAUAUACUCCGCUAGGGUAAAGUUUAUUUUUUGGGCCCGAUAGCAAUCAAGUUUAUUUGGGGUUUUUGUUUCUUUGUCCCAAUGUUCCAAAUAGGAGUUUUUUUUAUUUGUUUUACAGUUUGCUUGACUCUGAUUGGCAGUGCGUUAGCAGUGCUGUCCUGAAGCUGGUUAGUGUUAGUGUAGUGAGCUUCAGGACCAGCUGACUUUAUCUCUAGCAGUAGACAGGGUUGGUUGUCAAGUGUUAGCAGAUAAAAUAACUGGUAUUCAGCAACACUCCUCAUGCUCACUCAUAACAGGGUUUCUUUCGACCAGUUUCUCUUUUUCUUUGGCCAUUUAUCAUUUAGGUUUCUAGACGUCAUUCUUGCUUUGACUGAGGCAGUCCAUGUAUCCUGCACCAACCCUAUGAGUUCAAGCUGGUUGAUCCUCCCUGUUAUCUUACUGUAUUACAGGUAAAAAGACCCCCACGAGACAGCCAUACACAGACCACCAUGACCCAAGUGACUCGCAAAUUGGCAUUAAAAUCUGCAGACCCGCGACAUUCAUUGUACAGCCUGCAAAUUAAAACCUAUAUAUAAGAUCACUGUUUGGGCGAUGUAAAAAAAUAAA
Acipenser ruthenus (sterlet) is the source of this 4915-nucleotide messenger RNA. RefSeq names its product hydroxysteroid (17-beta) dehydrogenase 2 (gene hsd17b2). Lineage: Eukaryota; Metazoa; Chordata; Actinopteri; Acipenseriformes; Acipenseridae. The coding region runs from base 104 to 1294 and encodes 396 amino acids. The transcript is spliced from 5 exons. Gene Ontology annotation, molecular function: oxidoreductase activity. The record is from RefSeq and is a predicted model, not a curated record.